AGCUAGCCUGAGCAGCUGAGCUAGUGAGAGCUCACUCCACCUGCAGACCUCCACUUGACGCUCCCCGCCAGCUACUACUCCAACCAACAAAAUACCUCCGUCUCCGCCUCUCCCAUGGAUUGGAGGUUGGGGGCGUGACCGCGUGAGUGAAGGAAGGGUAGGUAGGUCGCUGGAUAGGGACAGGGAGACGGCGGGAGGCGUUUCGCCGAGCAGUUGGCGUGCUUCCUCCACUCCACAGGCCGACCGACGCGCGCCCCGCUCCGCGCCGCUGUUUCAGGUUCUACAAUUCCAGUGUUGAGUGCUUUAGGCUACUAUGGGCAAGUCACCGGGGAAGUGGAUCAAAUCGGUGCUUUUGGGGAAGAAAUCUACCAAGUCAGGUUCUACCAAGGUGAAUGAAUCGAAGGCUGAUAACAACAGAUAUUCAACUGGGGAGGACCGCACAUUAUCUGAGAAUUCUCCUGUGAUUUCUGAGCCGGUACUAGUUAACAUCCACAAGAAUGUAGCUGUCAAUGUGAUGGCUGAAAAUGUCAGUGAUAGGGAAGCGCGACAAGAUCUGCAGAACCAAAGUAUUGUUGAGCCCAAAUCAUCGUCUCCUAGUCAGCUGGGAGAAGACCAAGCUGCAGCAAAGGCACAGGCAGCCUUUCGUGGUUACCUGGCACGAAGGUCAUUCCGUACAUUAAAAGGUAUCAUAAGACUUCAGGCACUGAUUCGAGGGCAUCUUGUAAGGAGGCAGGCUGUAUCAACCCUUCGUACAACAUGGUUGAUUGUGAAGUUUCAGGCUCUUGUUCGUGGAAGAAAUGUUAGACUCUCUGGUGGUCACACACAAUUCAAUGUGAAGCUUGGGCAGCAUAACUUUGGGGGUGUUGGAUCAUCUGAUGCAUGGAAAGAGAAGCUGUCUUCAAAUGCUUAUGUUCGGAAGCUUCUGUCUUCACCAAUUGUGCUAGAACCUCUUCACUUCCAAUAUGACAAGAGGGAUCCCAAUUCAACCUACAACUGGUUUGAGAGAUGGACCAUAGGAUGCAUCUGGAAACCUGCUUUUCAACCCAAAAGAGUUGCUGAUGGGAAACCACUGGUAAAGAAGGCUAGUUAUGCAAUGGAAACUGAAUCAGCCAAGUUAAAGCGCAACAUUCGGAAGGGUUCUGCUGCUGUCGCUGGGAGUUUCCAUACAUCUGGUGAAUCUGAUAAAGUAAAGCGGAAUCCAAAGAAAAUCUCUAGCUUCCCUGCUGAUUCAGUACCAGAUAGCCAGUUAUCUGAACUUGAAAAGGUUAAAAGGAACCUCAGGAAGGUAACUGAUUCGAUGGCUGAAGCCUCAAAGAUAUCUAGUUCCAGGGUUGAUUCCUCGAAGGUAUGUGAUUCUACAGCUGAUGUCCCAAAGGAAUCUAAUCCUGUGGUAGAAAUCUCAAAGACACCUAGUCUCAUGAAUGGGAUCUCUGACCAUCAAGGUAUUCAAUGUGAGAAUACACGUGAGGCUUCAUUUCCUCUUGAAACUCAAGAAUACUCUGACAGUGAUCAUCUGUUACGAUAUUCAAAUAUGGAUAGCUUGGACUUGGUACCUGGUUUGAAAAGUGACCGGGAAAUUCAGCUGGAUUCGGUUUCUGUAGGAGAAAAUGUUGAUGAUCCCAUUGUUGUUGCUCCAGCAGUUGAAGAAAUGCCACUGCAAAACAUUGAUAUUGAAGACAAUGUUUUGUGGAAGAAAGAGGAAGCAAGGUCCAAGGAAGAGAACCUGUCUAAUGGAAGCCUUAGAACUAGCAAGAGGAAGUCUUCAUUCCCCAACAAAUCAGAAUAUGUAGAAAAUGGGACUCACGCUACUCCUGUUCAGCCAAGGCAGCCAAGCUAUAUGGCUGCGACGGAGUCCGCAAAGGCGAAACUGCGAGCCCAGAAUUCACCAAGGCUGGAUUCUGAUUCAUCAGCAGAGAAGAAUGGUUUCACCCGACGCCACUCUCUUCCUUCCAGCACAAAGAGUAGAGCAAUCAAAGCUGAGUGGAAGCGCUGAAGAGGCAACCAAUCUUCCACUUGAAUUGAAUUGUGCAAUGCUCUGAAACUUAGCUGGAUGAACUCGAUGAUCUUGCCCCUUUUAAGUCUCCUGCGAUGUAAAGAGAGAUAUUCUUGUUGUAUUGAACAACCUUGUGAAGUUGUGAUUCUGGUUCAGUUUGUCGUAGGUUCAUGUGCAACCACUAGUGCCUUGUGUCAUUGUAUAUUGCACGAUUCUUGUUGAAGGAACUAUGCCUGUGUAAGCUGAUGUUAGGACUGCAUUAACUGAAUAACAUCAUCCAGUUGGCCUU
This is a messenger RNA of Sorghum bicolor (sorghum), 2282 nucleotides long. Its product is annotated as protein IQ-DOMAIN 31-like. NCBI's taxonomy places the organism in Eukaryota, Viridiplantae, Streptophyta, Magnoliopsida, Poales, Poaceae. The coding region runs from base 314 to 1993 and encodes 559 amino acids. Gene Ontology annotation, molecular function: protein binding. The record is from RefSeq and is a predicted model, not a curated record. The transcript has 7 exons.